Molecule: messenger RNA, 2740 nt
Organism: Dreissena polymorpha
Lineage: Eukaryota; Metazoa; Mollusca; Bivalvia; Myida; Dreissenidae
Product: angiotensin-converting enzyme-like
Exons: 18
Coding region: 89-2536 (815 amino acids)
Biological process (GO): proteolysis
Cellular component (GO): plasma membrane
Molecular function (GO): peptidyl-dipeptidase activity; metallopeptidase activity
Source: RefSeq, a predicted model, not a curated record
UUUUGGGACAACAAUAUGGACGUGGUGGUUUUUUAACAGUAAAAAAUAAAAUACGAAUCCAAAACGUAUUUCGGAUUGUGUAUAUGUCAUGCAUAACACCUUAAGAACAAACACUGGAAGUGUAUAUCGUUGCAACUUUAUUGUUAUUAGCAUUGGAUUUAAGUUGCCUCGAGUUUUCAGAAUGAAGAUACAUUCUGUAUUGAUUAUUGUGGCUGUGACAACGCUAGUCUCGCAUGUCAGCGCCAAUGAAGAUGAUCGCGCACGAAAAUAUUUGGAAGGGUUGAACGGCUACAACAAAAGAGCGGAACACAUUAAUUAUCUUUUCUUCCUGAAGACCUGGGACUUCAACACUAACAUGACUGAAUACAACAAGAAACAAAUGACGGAGGCGAACGUGCAGCGUUCCCAUUUCAACAAAAAAGAAGCAUCAAAAGCAGCGAAGCUCGACAUCAGCGCAAUGACCAACGCCAGUUUGAUACGUCAGAUAAACAAGAUUCUUGAUGUUGGAAUUUCUGGUUAUAAAGACAGUGACGUCCUUCGCAAGAUAGCGGAAAUCGAAGCGAACAUGACCGACAUCUACGGUAAAGCGAAAUGGUGCAAGACUCCCACUGAAUGUCUCCAGCUGGAGCCGGGUUUGACGGAAAUCAUCACGAACAGCCGGAACUACGACGAACUGCGUGACGCCUGGAAGGGUUGGCGUGACGUCAGCGGAAAGAUGAUGCGCAGCAUGUACCAGGAGAUGGUCAUGCUUAUGAACAGGGCUAUCAAGGCGGGAGGAAAGUACGCUGAUAUGGGCACGUACUAUCGUUCUUGGUACGAGGACCCCGAGUUCGAGAAUGACGUCCGUAAACUGUUCGAUCAGUUAGCACCCCUGUAUGACGAGUUGCACGCAUAUGUCCGUCGCAAGCUGAGAACGCAUUAUGGCGCGAAGCACUUCCCUUCAUCCGGCCACAUUCCAGCUCAUCUGUUUGGGGACAUGUGGGCACAGAGCUGGGUCAACAUUUACAAUCUGUUGGAGCCAUACCCAGGAAAGGGAAGUCAAGACCUCACCAAGGCAAUGAUUCAUCAGAAAUACAACGUUACCCAUGUGUUCAGGGUGGCGGAGGAGUUCUUCGUUUCAAUCGGUAUGCAGCCAAUGCCUGACUCGUUCUGGACUAAAUCCAUGCUGGUCAAACCUGAAGGCCGCGAAGUGGUCUGCGGCGGAGAGGCCGUGGAUAUGUUCAACGGAACUGACUUCAGAGUCAGAAUGUGCACGGUCGUGACCGGGGACUCUCUGAGCACCAUUCACCACGAGAUGGGUCACGUGCAGUACUACAUCGAGUACAACCAUCAGCCGUUCCUCUUCCGCAACAUUCCAAACCCGGGAUUCGACGAAGGUGUGGCCGAUAUCGUCAGUCUGUCUUUCUUGACUCCAGAGCAUCUCAAGUUGAUAGGUCUAAUACAGGAACUACCCCGCGGCACAGAGGGUGACAUCAACUUCUUGAUGAAGAUGGCGCUUGAAAAGGUGGCGUUCUUGCCGUUUAGCUACCUCGUUGACCAAUGGCGCUGGAGCGUGUUCCGCGGCGAGACGUCGCCUAGCAACUACAAUAAGGCCUGGUGGGAUCUCAGAUGUAAAUACCAGGGCAUUUCGCCACCAGUUGCUCGGUCUGAACAGGAUUUCGACCCGGGGGCAAAGCUUCACAUCACCGAUAACACGCAAUAUAUAGGUUACUUCGUGAGUUACGUGCUACAAUUCCAGUUUCAACACGCGCUCUGUCAGGUGAUGAACAACACGCGUCCCCUCCACCGGUGCGACAUCUACAAUAGCAAGAUUGCGGGGGACAGACUUAAGGCCGUACUACAGAUGGGGUCCUCUGAACACUGGGGUGAGGCGAUGUUCAAGAUGACGAAGGGGACGAUUGGAGAGACAAGGAAGCUCAGUGCGGCCCCUAUUCUUGCGUACUUUGAGCCGCUCCUGGCAACCAUGAAUGCUGUCAAUGUCUGCGCUUGGUGUCUCAUGUACGCAAUGUGUAUUUCCCAAGUGAAUGCAACCACAACUGAUGUUUCAAGCCCUGCAACUGAGGUUCCAAGCCCAACGACUGAGGUUUCAAGCACAACAACUGAGGUUAACUAUGUGACAACUGAGGUUCCAAGCCCGACGACUGAGGUUUCAAGCACAACAACUGAGGUUAACUAUGUGACAACUGAGGUUCCAAGUCCGACGACUGAGGUUCAAAGCCCGACAACUGAGGCUGCUGAUACCACAACUGACGUUACAAGCACCACAACUGGCGUUACAAGCACCACAGCUGGCGUUCCAAGCACCACAACUGGCGUUCCAAGCACCACAACUGGCGUGCCAAGCACCACAGCUGGCGUUACAAGCACCACAACGGUCUCUCCAGGCACCAUAACUGGCGUUCCAGACACAUUCACUUCGACUGCAAAAGAAACUACAACGGCCAAUGGUUCAACUCAUGUUGCAGUGCAUUCGGUUUGCCUCAGAUUUCUCGUGGCGAUGUGGACGGGAGCUAGUAUUUACGGUGAAGCACAUUGAACAGUCAACCAUGUUUAAAAAUAUUUAAAUACAGUAUCUACAAAAUGACUAUUUAGAAUAUUAUUAAUCUUGCUACGUGUGUGUGAAAUGUCUUUAAAUUAGAAAGUGUUGUAUCUUGUUCAUGUUUGGUUUCUUUGCAUUUUAAACUUGUGUUUUCUUGUGAUUGUAAGAGAGUUUUUGGUGUGUGUUUUUUUUCUUUUUUGU